Molecule: messenger RNA, 3524 nt
Organism: Dendrobium catenatum
Lineage: Eukaryota; Viridiplantae; Streptophyta; Magnoliopsida; Asparagales; Orchidaceae
Product: GDSL esterase/lipase At2g23540
Exons: 5
Coding region: 978-2060 (360 amino acids)
Molecular function (GO): hydrolase activity, acting on ester bonds
Source: RefSeq, a predicted model, not a curated record
AUAAUGUCACUAACAACGACUAACCAUUGGGAAAGAAUGUGUUGGUAUUUGGCCCCCCAAAUUUAUCAUAGCCAAGAGAAUCAAACAGAAAUAAAUUAUAGAAGAGUAUGUUGUGCUUUUAUUCUUUCUUCGAGAAAGAAAACAAUCAAGAGAAUUGAUUUGUCAGGCUCAGGAGGUGGUCAAUACAGACAUCAAGUCAUCCUAAAACACCUAAGGCAUCAACUCGCCUUGCCUCUUGCAUGGCUUAGAGAAGUCCACCUGCCACCUCCGAAUCGUCCAUUGGCAAGAAAAUAUUUCAAGUGAGUUUUAAUUUAUGGAGCUCUGCGCCCCCGCGGCCUCAAUUUGAGUGAUUUUAAAUUUUAACAAACUAAGCCAAUUCUUUUAAGUUCGAGAACAAAUUUGAUACAACAAGUUUGGAUGCAAUAAGAUUUCUAAAAUCCAAACAAUAAGAUGACUUGCCUAACAAGAAUACCACUUCUAGAUUAGUUGAAUGAAUUCGGCCUCUGAGCAAUAAUUAGCCUUCGUUUUUUGGUAUAGCUCAUCAGUAUAAACAAUAGUGGAAUAAAUUUAAUAGAUAAAAACCCAACUUACUCAAUUUUUUUCAAAGAAAAAAAAAAACUCAAACGAAAAUGAAGGUAAAAUAAUGAUAAUAAUAAUAAAUGAAACAUUAUAAGUUGUUCAGAUUUAGCCACUUGAUGGUCAGCAUUCCUUCCUCUUAAAUCCCAACGGCCAAUUGACUUGCCACCAAAUUGCACUCCUCAAAUAAAAGCAAAGACUAUGCUGUAGCCAACGCCAAAAUAUUAAGUAACUAGUCUAGGGCCAAAAGUUCAUACCAACCAUAUCUACUAAAGCAAUGCAGCGCCCUUGCAAUUUAAAAAUCUUAUCUACUAUGAAGAAAAGUGUGCCUAUAAACUCUCUUCCUUAUUUCUGCCUUGCCUAACCAAAGCACUUUUUCGCUCAAAUAGUAAAAAAAAAAAAUGUCAUUGCCAUUAGUACUGAUGCUGUCUCUCUUCUCCACCAUGAUGACUUUGGGUGGUGCAGCAAGAGAUCGCCCGCCAGCAAUCUUCGUCUUUGGUGAUUCUCAUGUGGAUUCUGGAAACAACAACUACUUGUUAGCUUCUCUAUCGAAGGCAGAUCACUUUCCUAAUGGCAUCGACUUCAAGGCCUCUGGUGGCAUGCCAACUGGCCGGUUCACAAAUGGCCGAACCAUUGCUGACAUUAUCGGGGAAGAAAUAGGACAGCUAAAUUAUGCACCUCCAUUUCUGGAUCAAUAUACAACCGGUGCUGCUCUUCUGAAUGGAGUCAAUUACGCAUCUGGAGCUGGAGGAAUAUUGAAUAAAACUGGAGCACUAUAUGUGAGUAGGCUUGGAAUGGACCUUCAAAUUGAUUACUUUAACAGCACCAGGCAACAACUGGAUCAAUUCCUAGGGAAGAUUAAAGCUGGGGAACUAGUGCAGCAGGCAAUUUUCUCAAUCACAAUUGGAGCAAAUGAUUUCCUUAACAACUACCUGACUUUCAUAUCAGAUUUCGAAGCGCCAGAUGCAUAUAUAAAUCGUCUCAUGAUUGCACUAAAAGAUCAGCUUACAAGGCUUUACCACCUUGAUGCAAGAAAAAUAGUGAUGGGGAGUAUUGUUCCAAUUGGAUGCAUUCCUUAUCAAACAUCCUUAGCUCCACUUGAUGAAACUGGCUGUGCUGCAUUGCCUAACCAGUUGGCUAUCAAGUAUAAUGGAAAAUUGCGUGAUUUGCUUACUGAACUAAAUCAAAUCUUCCCUGGAUCAAAUUUUCUUUAUGCUAACUUGUAUGAUCUGUUAAUGGACGUCAUCACAAAUCAUCAAUCCUAUGGGUUUGAAACAGCAAGUGAUGCUUGCUGUGGCAAUGGAGGGGUUCAUGGAGGCAUAAUUGCUUGUGGCCCAGCAUCCAGCCUCUGUGGAGAUCGUUCAAAGUAUGUAUAUUGGGAUCCAUAUCAUCCUACAGAGGCAGCUAAUCUGAUAGUUGCAAAGAAACUUGUCCAUGGAGAUGCAAAAGAUAUCUCACCAAUAAAUAUUCAACAACUCAUAUAAAUAUUUCGUAUACCACCUCUUAUGCCUCUGUGUCACAGUUUAAUCGGAUUAAUUAACCGUUUGCGUUCUGGAACACCAAAUGACUACAGUUUAUUACAGAUCUUUAAUUAAAGCCAUAAAUACGUUCUGUAAAGGAAAAAAUGUGCAAUUAUUAUAAUUAGUUAGAUUUUUAUUUUUGUAUCCCUCUGUGUUUAUUUAAUUUCCAACUGGGGUUUUCGCAUACAUUUGAAAUUGAGAGACCUCCCUUUUACAACCUUGUACACUUCUAUAUAUUAAAAAUACUUAAAAGGAAAAUUCAUGUCAAUAUUCAAACCUUCAAAAUGUUAGCAGAGUUGUGAUCCAAAACCCUCUAUCUCAGCUCGCAUCUACCAGUAUCACAAUCAUCCAUACAAUAGCCACUACAGCGCAUUCAUCAACUCCUGUAAGAGCCCGAUCUCCCUCAAAAUUUUAUGCAAUCCUCCAUCUCAAUAUCUCUUCCCCUUACUGAAUCCUACAAGUACUUGAACAAACUCAAUCCCUAGCCACCAUGACACACGACAUUUUUUGAUAAUCCAUAUCCUCAUGCAGUCACAAGUCCAAUUGAAACAUUAUGAUUAGAUAUAGCCCAGGUUUACCCAUAAUCUAUACUGAUUUCACCUCUAUACCCUCUGCAUCUCAUAACUUUCUCUUAAAUAAAAGAUCAUAUGUACCUAGCAUGAAAAAGAAUAUUAUUUGUGUAUAAUUUUUUCCAUUAUAACCAUAUAUUUAUCGAGUUCCUACCCACCUCAUUUCAUGUAAACAAUCCACGCAUGGGAGCAAUAAUUUUUAUGGGGUAAACAAAACCUUAUGAGUAUGAAUGGGAAGCCCCCACACCAAACACCUCUACUUAUUGCUCUUUCCAAUGCAAAAAUCACUUUGCCAGAGUGGCAUCAUAUAAACUAGGCCAUCCAUUUAUCUCAAUUGUUAAACAUAUUAUUUCCCAAUUCAAUCAAAACUUGUAGUCUCCAUUGUCCUCCAAGGUUCAUUUCAAUGUGUGUCAAUACAACAAAAGUCAUAAACUUAAAUUUAUACGCCCACUAUUGCAUCUUUUUAACCUCUUUACUUAUUGUUCUUAGAUGUGAGGAUCUUACUCUUAUAAUCCUAUGAUGGUUUCAAAUAUUAUCAUUUUUAUCCAGCCUAAUAACAAAUACACCUGUACUAUCCACUCAAGCAGAAAUCUCAUGUUAUGAUGUGAUUCAAAGCCUUAGUGAAAAACUUUUUGAUAAAAACCUUAUCACAAUGUACUCUUAACAAUUAUAGUGAGUAUCUUGAUAUAUCCUAUCCACACUCUUGGCACAGCCUAUCCACCUAUCCCAUCUUAUAUUUUACUAGCUUGACACACAUCUGAAUAUAAUUGAAAUUGUAAGGUUUCAUCAACAUAUUAUCAAAACUAGUUUGUCUGUCUCAUUUCAUGCAUGCAUUCCACAUGUACAUUAGACUCCUAUU